Effrenium voratum is the source of this 4728-nucleotide messenger RNA. The record is from the annotation of a GenBank genome assembly. Lineage: Eukaryota; Dinophyceae; Suessiales; Symbiodiniaceae.
AUGAGGCAAGACGGCCGCGGGGCUGUGUGCGCUGCUCACCCCAGCUUUCCGGUCAUUGCCGUCGGCACAGGCGCGGGCCUGGGCUUCUUCGACCAGAGCCUCCGGCUGCUGCAGCGGCUCGAGCUCCAGGUCCGGGAUCUCGCCUGGCACCCUCAGAGCUUGGCACUGGCGGUGCUGGAGGGGCAGCAGGUGCGGAUCUUCGCCUCGGACAGGCCCAGCGUGGCCUUUCGAUGCCACACCCUGACGCUGCCGUGGCCGGCCGCGGCAGUUUGCUUCGCUCCGGCGCAGCUUCUGCUGGGCGGAAGGGAGCUGUGCAACUGGCCCUGCCGCGUCUAUGGCCUGCACGUCAGCAGCGCAGCAGAAGGCGAGCUUUGGCCCUUGCCAGAGCCGGUUUCCGAGCUGCAGCUGGACAAUUCGGGACGCUUCAUAGCUUCUCUCCACGUUGGUGCUACGCUGCGCGUAUGGUGGGCCGACGAAGAGGGCGAUGCAGGCACUGGCCGCCGCCGUCGUGGAAGCAGUGGGUCCAUUAUGGACUGCCGCAGCGAGGUCAUACAGCGCGACUGCAUGGCUGCGCGCUGGGCACCAGCCAAGCGGCGUGGCGGUUGCCCGUCGCUGCUGGCCGCGCUCGGCAGGGACGGCAGCGUCACUGUUUGGCGCGAGUCCGCCUUCGACGAACUACCUUGCUUUGUGGCAGAGGCACGCUGGACAGACGCUUGCUACACAGCAUUUGGCUGGGUAGUGCCCGCCGACGGUGACGAAGAGUUUCAGGACGCCGAGGACAAAGUGCCACGGCCCACGAACCAUGGCGUCCAAGCGAGUGGGAGGAUGGGAUCGACGCUUUCGCUGGUGGCGCUGGGUGAGGAUCAGGAUGCUGUGCUGCUGAAGCUUGGAACGGGCAGUCGUAGAAAGGUAGGCCGACUGGAUGUGCUGCCACAGACCUUGUGCAGCAGCCAGGGAUCUUCCUGUGGAGGAGUUCUCUCCGUUCGCGAAGGGAGCGCGUUGGAUCUUUGGGUGUGCUCCCAAAGUGGAGACUUGCAGCGCUGGCGCCUUGGCGAUGCCAAGGUCUUUGUGGCGGCAGCAGGAGGUGCUGUGCCGCUCUCUUUGAUCCUGGAGGACAUGAGGCAGCAAGUGAUAGCAAUGGCCGUCAACAGCGACUGGGGCUAUGUAGCCGUCCUGCUGGAAAAUCCAGAAGGGUCGGCCGUGUGGAUAUCGGAGAUGCCGCAGUCUCGCGCGCAGCUGGUAUCAGGGCGGUACGCUGUUGCAGAAGGCGACGCCCUCUUCCAUGAGAAAGCAUUGGGUACCCUGCGAUGCUCGAGGCUGGUGGCGCUGUGCUGGGUUGGUGACGCGAAGCUGCUGGCUGUCACGGAGACGGGAUCUCUGCUUUGGGCCAGCGUGGACUCUGUGCGGGGCCUGGAUGCCUGGAAUCAGGCCUUGUGGAAGACAGAUGCCGAGUAUGACGUCUCUGUGAAUGCAGUGCAACAACUUCAGGCUGUUUCGGAGGCCGACAACUUGGUAGGGCUCAUGGUGGACGAGAUAGAUGGUUUGUACUGCAUCCUCGCACGCGUGGAGGUGACCAGCAGUGCACUCUCCCUGCAACGGGUCUUCAGUCACAGGUGCGCAGGACGAGGUCCUGUCUGCUUUGCGACUGAAUGGCUUGGCUGGGCCGAAGGAGAGGUAGCAGGGCAGCUGGCCCUCUGGAGCCCACCGCAGAUUGCGGUGAUGACGCUGGAGUCUGCCGACAGCACGGUCACCGUGCGGCAGACGUUGAUGGUGCCGCUGAGAGGAGACGCCGUCUUGCAGAUGGCUCUCUGCGAUGAAUGCCUGGUCGCCCUUACGACCCGCGAGGUUCUGGUGUGGCUUUUGGAGGGGGAGCACGCUCCGCUGCGGCAUUGUCAGCUGCUAGCCACACGUCAGCAAGGCGCAGAGAAGGACUCGGCCACGUCCCACGCAUACCUCGGGGGUCCUGUGAGUCAAAGCGGGCGCGCCGUGGCGUACAAUUCAGCAGACGCUGAUGCCCACUUCACGGAGGGCAGCCUAUCAUUGCUUCGCUGCGCAGGUGGCGCUUUGCUGCUCCUGGUGGCGGCCUGCUCAGCGGAGGUCGUGGCGCCGGCGUCUGCUCUGCUCUGUCGUGGCAGCAUCGACCGCUGGGAAGCGGUGGAUCUUCGCGCGGAGGCGUUGCCCCUGGAGCCCGCGGCGUGCGCCUGGUGUGGCGACGGAGCAGUGCUGCACGUGGGCUUGUGCGGCUCGCCGGCCGGGCCCCGCAGGCCGGUCUUGGUGGUCACUGCACUUCCAGCCCGAGGAUACUUGCAAGCUGCGUCGCCAUGCCCGGCCUACCAUCCCGAGACGCUGAUUUGGCUUCUGCGCCGCGGCCAGGUGGCGCUGGCACGGCGCAUUCUGCAGCAGCUGCUGCAAGUACUGCGAUCCUCUCGGCCAUUUGGCAUCCCGCCGUUGGUGGACAUGGACUUCGCGGAGUUUCACUGUGGGGACGCCUUUGUUGAAGACACAGCUCCGCCAGCUCUGCCAGAGCCAGGCAGCGAGGUCUCGCAGACAGCAGAUGCGCUCUUUGGGGAGGACGACCUGGAGGCCCGUCUGGCGCAGCUGAGCCGGGGCUGGAUGGAGGAGGAGGAGGAGGAGAGCCCCAACAACUCCGAGGCUCCACAGGCCCAGGAUCAGUCGGGCUGGCAGUUGCCGGAGAGCGACGUCCAAGAGCUCGCGCGGUACCUGCAGACCACCGCCUUGCCCAUGGUCUCUUCCCACGAGCAGGUUGUGGCUGGCGGUCCUAGCUGCCGGAACUGCGGUGGCUGCGGCCGGAGGCUCAGGUUUCACGUCUGGACCUGGGCGAUGUUCCAGACGAGGAUGGACUCAGCUUGCAACGAGGUGCCCGCCCUCCGAUGGUAUUUGCGCCGACGUCGGCAGCGAUCAUUCGAAUAUGGACCAGUGGAGCUUAGCGAGAUGACCCUGGCAGCUGCCAAGGAGCUUCGCGCGAGUGCACCAGCCACCAGCCUCAUUCCCGAUGCGCUGCUAGACUUGGAGGAGCAGGCCGAGGAGCUGCAAAUGGCCAUGGCGCCAAAGGCGGAGCUGGAGGCGCGCGCCAAAGUGCUGCAGAACGUGGGCGCCCCGAGCUUCAAGCGCUAUUUGAAGGAGAAGGGAGUUCCUGAGCCAAAGCGCGGCAAGUGCGAGGUACUCCAGCUGAACAUAGGUCUGUACUGCAACCAAGCAUGCAGCCACUGCCACGUGGAGUCGUCCCCGCUUCGCAAGGAAAUGAUGUCCGAGGAUGUCGUCGAGCGCUGCUUGCUCUUGCUGAAGAACACUCCCUCCAUCAAGGUGCUGGAUAUCACCGGCGGCGCCCCGGAGCUGAACGCGGGGUUCCGGCGCUUGGUGCAGGGCGCAGCAGCGCUGCGAGAGGACCGCCCUCUCCGCAUCAUCGACCGCUGCAACCUCACGGUCUUGCUGGAGCCGGGCCAAGAGUCGCUGCCCAGCUUCCUGGCGGAGCACCGCGUGGAUGUCGUGGCCUCGCUGCCCAGCUACGAGCCCUCCCAAACCGACAGGCAGCGCGGGAGGAAGGUCUUCGAGCGGAGCGUGCAGGGACUUCGUAUCCUGAACAGCCACGGCUAUGGUGUUGGUAUACAGGGCCUUCGCUUGGACUUGGUGUUCAACCCACCUGGACCUUUCCUUCCCCCGAAGCAGGACAUGCUGCAGGCGAGAUACAAGAAAGAGCUAUCCGCCUCCUACGGAAUCACUUUCGACAGCCUAAUCACGAUCUGCAACAUGCCGAUCAAGCGGUACUUUGACUUCCUUCGGAAGAAAGGUCAUUUGGAAAGCUACAUGGAUUUGCUGGUUCGUAACUUCAACGAGGACACAGUACCUGAAGUCAUGUGCACCAACACCAUCAACGUCGGCUGGAAUGGCCAGAUGUUUGACUGCGACUUCAACCAGCAGCUAGAGCUGGGUGUCGCUGGUGGCCUGAACGUCUUCGACGUGAGUUGUUUGAAUGAUGAGAGGCUGCAGCAAGCGGUCGGCUGCCCAGACUUGAGGAUCCCGAGGCACGUGGAUCGACGGAUCGAUGGAUCGACGGAUCGGCGGCCAGCCUACUUGCCGAGUUGUGACAGCUUGCAUCAGGCGCAGCUUCUGGUCCUGUUGCAAGAUAUCGGCGCAGCCCCGCAUGCGUCUGACCUGGAUGAGAGCGGGCGCCGCUUUACAAAGGCCUUUGAGAUCCACGCCGCCGUGCGGCGCUGGCAGCUGAAGACUCCGAACUCGGAGAACUUACUUCAGCGGUUGAACUCAGAGGACCUGUGCUGGGCCUUGCACUCCGACUGCCAGGGAACCAUCGUGGACAUCAUCCUGGAGGCUCUCGGAACCGAUCUGGACUGGCCUGCCUUGCGGCAUGUGGGGCUGGGUUUGUGGCUCACCGACUUGGCAGCGCUCAAGAAGGUGCUGGAGCAGUUGCCUCGCGUGCUGCUGCGGCGCCAGGGGCAGGAUCUGCAGCCGGAGACUGUGGCUCUUUGGUAUGCGCUGCUCGGGAGGCGCUCAUUGUUGGCACAGCUAUACCGGCAAGGCAAGCAGACGCGGGUGGCCGACUUCUUGUCCAACGACCUCUCGGAUGAGUGGCGAGCCAAGGCCGAGAAGAAUGCCUUCGAGCUGGUGCGGCAGCGGCGCUUCGAGUUGGCCUGCGCCUUCUUCGUCUUCGCGGAGAGGGCCAGGGACGCCAUCGACGCGGGGGAAGCCUAG